Pelagomonas calceolata is the source of this 1499-nucleotide messenger RNA. Lineage: Eukaryota; Pelagophyceae; Pelagomonadales; Pelagomonadaceae. The record is from the annotation of a GenBank genome assembly.
CGCGUGGUUCAAGCGACUCGCAAUUGGCCAGUUACUCCGCGCUUGCCGGAAGGCCCGACCGCGGUGGUACCUAAACCCUGAGCUAAAUCCUUUCAACUCGGGUUCAAACCAGUAAGGCGUUCCUCCGAGUACGCAGCUUCGCCGGCGCACGAGUUAGUCUAGUGUUCGUGACCGCUUAAGUACUCUCUCGUUGAUCAAUGCCCGCGACGCGACGCGCCCGCGCGGCGGCCGCCGAACGCGAAGCAAAACGCCGCGCCGCCCAUGAGAUUUCCGUGGAGCGCACGCGCCUUGUCGGCAAGCUCGACGUCGGCGUCCUCUCGGUGAUCGCGGGCUUUGGCGGCAAGCGCGAGCUCUGGGGCGUGGCGCUCGCCUUCAAGGAGCACGGCGUCGAGAUCCUGGCCUCGGAGCCGACGCUCGACGCGAUCCUGCUCGCGAGCCGCGGUGACACGGUCCUCCGCAAGACGUUCCGCCCGAAGCCGGGCGCGCAGCGGCAGCGGCGCUUUGGCGGCUCGAUGUUCGACCGCCUCCGGGUCGACAGCGUCGAUCGCUUCGACGCGAACCUCGCCGCGCUCAACGCGUGGAAGGACGCCAUGGACGAGGAGGCCAAGCCGAAGGCGGCGCUCGUCGCGCGCCUCGUCGACGGCGUCGUCCACCACGGCGCCUGCGACGUGACGAACACGGACUGGACGCCGGACGCCAUCGAGAACCUUCACCUCGUGUCGCUGCGCGGCGCCCAGGCGCGCGUCCCGUUCCUCGUGUUCGUCGGGAGCAAGAACGUCUGCGACCCCGGUUGCUGGUGCGCGGGCAUGCAGCACACGAGCGUCUUCGUCAAGGCCGGCGCCGCAUGCGAGCGCCUGGUGACGUGGUGCGAGCCCCAAGGGGAAAACGACGCGUCCUGCCGCUACUACUCGGCCUCGCGGGAGACGAGCGCCGGCGUCGCGGCGGCCCUGGGUAUCGCGCCGGACGAGGUCGGCUUCGCGCUCCGGACCGCGCUCCUGGCGGCGAACGUCCACAAGAAGGGCAAGGACCAGUGGAUGGCCAUCGAGCGCCUCGCCAAGAACGGGAGCAACGCCUACUUCUGCGAUUCCUAUGGCGACGAGUCGUGGGAGUCACUGGAGGAGUUCGAAGAGACCCAGGCCCUCGGCGGCGCGGCGUGCUCGUCGUUCCCGUUCUCGUUCACGAUCGGCCGCCUGGAGUUCGCUGACGAUCAAGGAUUCGGCGAUUCGCCGCGCAAACUCCUGCCAGACGCCUGCGCCCUUCUCGAGGCGCGCCUCCAGGACCCGACGGCCUCCGUCGCCGGCACGAUGAAGAAGCUCCAGAGCUGGCAGGCGUCCCUGAACGCGACGCGCUGGGCGCGCGCGAAGGCCGCGGCGCGCGCCGCGGCGCCAAACUGCCCCGAAGAAGACCUCUGGGCGCACGAGAGCGACUGCAUGCCCUUCGAGUACGACGGGCCCGCGACGGCGAGCAACUCUGGCAUGGGCGGGUGUGCCAUCGCCUAG